UUUAGAUAUACUCUACUAAGAACGUACAAAGAUUUCUGCAUUUAGGCUGAAAUACUUGGAAUAAUGCUUUACAAUGUACUGUUUUUGGUUUGUCUCACCCUGUGUAAUGGAAGGGUAUGGCAGCCAAGUUCAAAGCAUUUACAGGAUGCUCAAAGGUGGACGAAACCGAAAGGAAUCAUCGAGAAUCCAGUCGAACCGCCAUUGUUGAUGGGGUCAUUCAACAUCCAGACCUUAGGAAAGAAUAAAUUCACAAAUGCAGGAAUAAUGUACAUAAUCGAAAAGAUUAUUCAAAGGUAUGACUUGCUUCUGGUACUGGAGAUCAUGACGACUGACAUGCAGUAUAUGAGAAAACUCCUUAGAGAUGUGAAUGAGUUUUCACCACAGGGUGUCACCUAUAAUAUGACAAUGAGCGAACGCCAUCCGACGAGCAAAGAAUUCUACGCUAUUUUUUAUAGAACGAACAAAUUGACACUGAUCCGGACUGAGUCAUACAAUGAUCCUGAGAAGUUUUACCGAAAGCCACUUGUAGCCGUUUUCAGUUCACCUACAUUAAGAGAUGUUUCAAAGUUUGGAGUGAUCGGCCAUCAUGCAAAGCCUUCCAAUGCUGUGCAAGAAAUAGAUGCCCUCGCUGGUCUCUACGACGAAAUGGCAGGCAAAUAUAAGCUUCAGGAUUUUUUGAUCAUGGGAGAUUUUAAUGCAGAUUGCAGUUACGUAGGUGAAAACGACUGGGAAAACAUAUCUCUGUGGACCCGACCCGAAUUCUUUUGGCUCUUGGGAAACCAUUUGGAUACAACUACCAACUACAAAAGCUGUGCUUUGGACAGAGCAGUGUAUGCCGGUGAAAAUUUGAAUGAAGGGGUAAUAAUGUCAUCUGCGAAAAUUUUUAACUUCCAAGAGGAGUAUGAUCUCAAUGUUUUCGAGACUAGAAGUGUAUCCGACCACUGGCCCAUUGAGUUCAAAAUAAGGGGAAAAUUAUCAACCCUUGCCGAAAAACAUCUAAGCUCCGACGUCUGCUUCACAGUAAAAGAUUCCUCAACCAGAUUGAGCAUCUUGACUGACAGCAUCUCCAAAAUUGCUUCUGAAGCUCUUUUUUCUGUGUCAAAAUCUUCGUCGGGCAUCGUCAUGAAGAACCAGACGCGUGACGAAGAAGCUAUGUUAAGCGCCAUGCAAAUGCUUAACGCAGCUUUACCUGACGUCAUCACACGGCAGCUCGUGGAAGCUGUAAAAUACAAGACAUUUCAUGGGAGCUUGGAAGACACUAGUUCUUACGCUGACGUGGCACAUACCGUCUACAAGAUUAGCAUUUUGGUGAAGAAAGACUUUUCUAGUGCUUCGAUUUGUAGAUCAACUUCUAUAAAUUAAAUCAAUUUUAUAACAUUAAAAUAAAU
Molecule: messenger RNA, 1388 nt
Organism: Uloborus diversus
Lineage: Eukaryota; Metazoa; Arthropoda; Arachnida; Araneae; Uloboridae
Product: deoxyribonuclease-1-like
Exons: 10
Coding region: 64-1362 (432 amino acids)
Biological process (GO): DNA catabolic process
Cellular component (GO): nucleus
Molecular function (GO): DNA nuclease activity
Source: RefSeq, a predicted model, not a curated record